AUGGAGGGCCACGAACAAGGCCCGGUUACGGAACUCAUCGAAGCGUCCCAAGUCCGUUUUCAACAAGGAAAAUAUCAAGAAGCAAGGGAGGAUUGGGAAAGAGCAUUGGAGAUGCUGAGGAUCGACUUAGGUGACGACCAUCUUUCUAUUGCCUGUGCACUUCACGAGAUUGGAUCGAUCCUGAUUAUUGAAGAAGAAGCGGAUGAAGCCUUGGAGAAAUUCAAUAGAGCACUUGCAAUACAAGUGGAACGUUUGGGAAGACACAGUGAAACGGCCCAAACCUACAUGCUCAUUGGCUGUAUCUUGGAGGACCGAGACGGCCAAAAGGCAGAAGAAAUGUUCCAGAAAGCUCUGGAAAUCAUCCUCGAACUUCUGCCAAAUGAUCAUCAUGAAGUGUCUCAACUCUAUUUUUUUUUGGUGCGGUCAAUGCUAAAGCAAGAUCACCCCGGCGUUGUCAAUGUAUAUAGUGGCAUUACAAACUUGCUGAGAAGUCAACAUCGGUUGGACGAUGCUCUUCAGAUGAUUGAUAGAGCCAUCGAAGUUUGCAAUCGACUAGGAAACUCCGACAUGGAUUUAUUGGGGAAAACGCUCUACAUCAAAGCCGACAUACUAAGAGAAAAGGGCAACUUGGUAGCUGAAACGGAGGCGCUAAACAAAAGGCUAAAAGUCCACAUCAAAACGGUAGGUGAAAUGCACAUCACAACAGCCUGGGUGUAUGACCAGAUUGGGCGAGCAUACGUCAAACAAGAAAUGGUAGAAGAUGCCAUCAAUGCGUACUCGAAAGCCAUGAAUAUUCGAAAGGAGCUUGGCAGUGAUCAUUCCAAGAUAAAAAAGCUUGAGGUCGACCUCGAAUGGUUGAAGUAUGGGAGACAAUUCAAAGCAUUUGAGCUAGAGCGCGACACAAAAAUAGCCAUACUGAAUGAAGAGGGAUUGGCAAGGAAAGUGGAAGGCGAUUCGGAAAAGGCUGUACAACUCUUCCAAGAGGCGCUGGAUAUGUACAAGGAAACUUCUAGUACUGUUACUCCUACCCUGGCAAACUUGUACG
This is a messenger RNA of Cylindrotheca closterium, 1045 nucleotides long. The record is from the annotation of a GenBank genome assembly. NCBI's taxonomy places the organism in Eukaryota, Bacillariophyta, Bacillariophyceae, Bacillariales, Bacillariaceae.